AUGGCUAACACUCAUCGCACUUGUGGAAAAAUUCAACCAAUAGAUGUCGCUGCCAAAGGAUGCAAAACCUCAUCAAUGUUAGAAGAUGUAAGUAAAGAUAUUACCUCAUUACUUAUUUCAUCAAAAGCAUUGUUCGAAGAUAGACAAAAGAAGAAGACAAAUGUAGGGCAAAGUAAGGCAAAAGUAUUAAAGGAAAUAUCUAGGUUCAGACAGGAAAUCAAUGACCAUCUUGAUCAACUUGAAAACAAAUGUUGCUCUGAAGUGGAUAUCCUCGAACACACAAUUAGCAAAACGGUAGGCAAGGAACUGAUUGAAGCAGACAAACGGCAACAUGUUAUUCAAAAUAUAUGGCAACAAGUGGAUUUCUUUACUAAACACGGAUCCGAAAGUCAGUUAUUCAUCUUCCUAAACACAGUAAAGUCGGACAUCUCGAGACAAGCUGCAAGUCUACAAGACAUAAUUCCAUCACUUGAACCUAAUGAUUUAGAAUUCGAACCGUUAGAUUUGAUUUCGGUAAUGAAAUCUUUUGGAUCCGUAAAAAAAUGUUCUAUCCCAUGUACAGUGAACUAUCAACAUCAUAAACACAUGCAAGCACAAACACGUAAAAUACUUCAAAAAGUGCCAACAAAGUUUGAGUUCGAAAAAAAAGUCAAUAUAUCAAAAGGAAGAAUCACAUGUAUUGCAGUUACAGUCGAUAAUACGUUAUUAUUGUGUAAUGAUGAAACAAAGCAAAUUUCAUCAAUGAAUGAAACUGGACAACAUCUGCAAACUUGUACUGUUGCAGCGGGUAGGGUAUGGGGAAUAGCUCUAAUAACAGGAACACCUGAAGCAAUUGUUACAUUGCCUGAUAAUCGAUUAAUCCAGUUUUUCAAUGUUACCAGCUUCACCUUAGGAAGACAAAUCAAGGUUGACAUUGACCCAUAUGGUGUUGCAGUAGUGAAAGACAUUGUGAUCGUAGGUUCCAAUCGGGGAGAAGUAGUUUUCAUUCAGAGAGUGAGCGGAAAGUGGCUGAACACUCUGAAUGUUGGAUUCGGAACUAUAGUGUCAAUCGUUUCUGUUGUGAAUGAUCAAGAUGAACUAUUAUAUUGCUGCGAUUAUGCUGGUGGAAACAUGGUCAUUGGUUUAAAGUUUGAUGGAACUCCUAUUUUCUCCCACUCGUUGAGCGGACCAAUGUGUUUAGCAUUAGAUUCAAAAAGGAAUUCGUAUGUAACAGGAUACGAUUCAAAUGAUUUACAUCGUCUAUCAGCAGACGCAACAGUAGACGAUAUACUCCUCGGGAAUGCUGAUGGUUUAGACCACCCAUUAGCUGUUGCCUUCAACAUGACCUUUGAAAAAUUGUACAUUUCAAACGGAGGCAAUAAUAAGAGUGUUUUGAUUUUCAACUGUAAAUGA
This is a messenger RNA of Mytilus trossulus (common blue mussel), 1392 nucleotides long. RefSeq lists its product as uncharacterized. Gene Ontology annotation, molecular function: protein binding. The record is from RefSeq and is a predicted model, not a curated record. Bases 1 to 1392 code for a protein of 463 amino acids. The transcript has a single exon. NCBI's taxonomy places the organism in Eukaryota, Metazoa, Mollusca, Bivalvia, Mytilida, Mytilidae.